CAAUUCUUCAAAGAAUGCAUCGAAUUUAUACAUGAAUGCCGGAUACACAAUGGAUCUGUUUUAGUUCAUUGCGUCUGUGGAGUUUCUCGUUCCGUCACCGUUGUUGCAGCUUAUUUAAUGGCUAUUAGUAAUAUGUCCUGGAGACAGUCACUAAAUGCAGUUAAAGCUUCUCGAACACAGGCCAACCCGAAUUCAGGAUUUCGCCGUCAAUUGAUGAAGUUUGAA
Messenger RNA from Trichoplax adhaerens, 225 nucleotides. RefSeq lists its product as uncharacterized. Lineage: Eukaryota; Metazoa; Placozoa; Uniplacotomia; Trichoplacea; Trichoplacidae. Gene Ontology annotation, molecular function: protein tyrosine/serine/threonine phosphatase activity. Gene Ontology annotation, cellular component: cytosol. The transcript is spliced from 3 exons. The annotation marks the transcript as partial. The record is from RefSeq and is a predicted model, not a curated record. Gene Ontology annotation, biological process: protein dephosphorylation.